GAAAAGGAUGCUGCUAUAAAUUAACUAUAUUACUGUAAAGCUAUGACCAUAACAUCUGUGAUGUUUCUUUGCCCGGCAAGAAUUUUUCUAAUCUGCGCAAUCAUAAGCUUCUUAAAUUUCCACUGCUCCAGUGGCAAACAGGAUGAUUCUCUUCAACUCAAUAGAGCUGACGUCAAUGUGACCAAAGGCAGAUGGCGCCGCUCUUCAAGCCAGAUGGUGCAGCCUAUUGACUGUCUUCUUUCCAGUUGGUCAUCAUGGACCACUUGUGAUACUUGCCAGAAAAAAAGAUACAGAUUUGCCCAUGUGGAACAGCCUUCUCAGUUCGGCGGUGACCCGUGUGAUUACACUGACAGUGAAAGUGAAGACUGUGUUAUAAACAGACCCUGCAGUACUACUCGGUGUGAAGGUUUUGUCUGUGCCACAGGCCGAUGCAUCAAUCGUAGGCUACUUUGCAAUGGAGAUGAUGACUGUGGAGAUCAAUCAGAUGAAGCUGAUUGUAGGAAGGUAUAUCAGAGGUGCAAUCAGGUCUUGGAACAAUUUUGGGGAAUACAGAUGCUGUCAAGUGGCUUUAAUGCUUUCACAAACAAUCUAGAAGGGGUGAUUCUUGACUAUAAAUAUUAUGCAGGAGCAUGUCGGCCACAACAUAUUGGUACUGUUGGUUUUAGAAAACCAUACAAUGUAGAAAGUUAUUUGGCUGAGACCAAAGGCAAAUAUGAAUUUUCAAUGACUGCGUAUGAAUCGUAUUCAAGUUUUGAACACAGCGUCGCCAGGGGAAAAUCAAAACAAGAAAGUUUUGGCGUUGGACUAACUAUACCCCGUGUAUUUAAAUUUAGUUACAGUCAGAAUGACAAGCGAUACCAAAAAUUUGCUAGCAGGACAAAAAGAUUUUCUUCAACGUCUAACAGGUUUGUCCAUGCAUAUGCAGAGUUGGAAGUUGCUCAAUAUAAACUGAAGAGACAGGACUUGAUGCUUCACUCUGAGUUCUUCCAGAGAAUUCUUCGUUUGCCUCUGGUGUAUAGCUAUGGAGAAUAUCGUGAUCUUUUCAGAGAUUAUGGAACACAUUACAUCACUGAAGCAACUCUUGGCGGCACUUAUGAAUAUACUUUGAUCAUGAAUAGCAAUGCUCUGGAGAAGGAAGGAUAUAACUUCAGAGAUGUCCAAGCUUGUACACAACGAGGAGUUAAAGUUGGCGUAACUAUUAAAGAAGUUAGUGUAUCCGCAGGAAUAACUGUUGGAGGGUGUAAUAACAUUUUAAAAGAAAUUGGAGAUAUCACAACAGAAAAGAAAUUUGUGGAAGACUUUAUUGCUCUUGUCCGUGGAGGGGCCAGUGAACACAUUACAACACUUGCAAAUAAAGACUUGCCCAAUGCGGAAUUGAUGCAAGAGUGGGGGGAUGCUGUUCAGUACAACCCAGAGAUCAUCCGAAUGAAGGUGGAGCCUCUUUACAAUUUGAUUACUGCAAAUACUUUUGCCAAUGCUGCUACGCUGAAACAAAACAUGAAGCUUGCUCUCGAGGAAUUCCACCAGGAAACAAGUAACUGUGGAUGCGCUCAAUGUCAGGGCAACGGAACCCCAUUUUUGAAAGGGACUCGCUGUGAAUGCAUCUGCCCUCUAGGACACGAGGGUACCGCCUGUGAAAGAACACAAAGAACAAGUGUUCCAAUAGAUGGAAACUGGAGCUGCUGGUCCAGCUGGACCACAAGUAGUGGAAGACAAAAAUCUAGAAGCCGAGAAUGUAACAAUCCACCUCCUCAAAAUGGUGGCAGUCCUUGUCCAGGGCCAAGUCAGGAAACUACUUAAUGAUUGUGUUGAAAAGAGAACAUGCUGAAUUUUUUUCAUAAAUCCAAAUAGUUGGAUGAUGGAAGUUAAAUGAUAAAUAGCUCACUCCCAUUUAGAAACCCUUUUUCAGCUGUGGAAGUGUAUGAAUGAAAUACAAUAAACUUUGGCGCCUACAGAUCUGGUACCACAUAUUACCUUUUGGAUUAAAAAAUGCAUACAGUUUUAAAAUCUGUUUGAUGAAUGUUUAUUAUGCCAGCAAUGAGGAGAGCUUAAGGGUGCAGAAGUACCUUGUAAUAUUAAAGGUCAACAUUUGCCCUUCCAGCAUUAAGAAAUAUUGACCUUUUUCAGAUAGUUAAGUAAAGCAACCUCUAGCAAGAGCAUAUUACUUAUUUUUCUAUCAAUGUAACAAUACAGCUUUUCUAAUAGUCACUGGAGGGUAUUUCUAGCUGCUGAGAUACCUAGGGUA
Ahaetulla prasina is the source of this 2245-nucleotide messenger RNA. RefSeq names its product complement C8 beta chain (gene C8B). Gene Ontology annotation, cellular component: membrane attack complex. The transcript is spliced from 12 exons. Bases 43 to 1800 code for a protein of 585 amino acids. Gene Ontology annotation, biological process: immune response. Lineage: Eukaryota; Metazoa; Chordata; Lepidosauria; Squamata; Colubridae. The record is from RefSeq and is a predicted model, not a curated record. Gene Ontology annotation, molecular function: protein binding.